AUGGAUUUCACAACAAUGACCAUGACGAGCAAUAUGGCGACUGGUGCUGCUGCAACGACUACGCCUACGCAUGCAUCAAUAAAUUCUUCUUCAAAUUCUAGUACUGAUCUUGAUCCAAGUCAGAAUACUCCUUCUAUCCUGAUAAAUAGUAAUUCGGAUGCUUCAAAUGGAAAAACGACGGAUUUCAGCGGCGUCAAUAAUAUUCACCAAAAAAAUAUCACGAACAAUACGAAUAAUGUUCAUUUAUAUUCACCUAAUAUCAUGGAUCAGACACUGCUAACUCCGCAGGACAUUGCCAAGUUACGGAGAGAAUCAAUAGCUCAUUCACAAGGGAUGGGUGGUGUUUCGUGGGGGUCAAUUAGUGUUGGCUCUUGGUUAAGAGAUGAGAUUAUUAGCCGUAGAGGUAGUAUUGUACCCUCAUCAGCAAGUGGUGUCGCUGCCAUUGCUCCUGUUGCUUCUGCCUCUGCUACCACCACCACAAAUACUUUACAGAUUCAACAGCCCGCCAAGAGACCCUCCGUUAGUAACCCUCCUUAUCAUAGAGGGUAUUCUAUUUCUCCCCAAAUUGCUUACACUGCUUAUUUGCCAAAUUUAGAAAAACAAUAUUGUAAAGAUUAUUCAUGCUGUGGUCUCUCCUUACCUGGGCUGCAUGACUUGCUGAGACAUUAUGAAGAAGCCCACAUAUCUACGUCUCCCAAUACCGCUAACAUGUCGCAAAUACCGAUGAACUCCACUGGUACUGCUAGUUCAUCAGUUCGCAUGACUAAUAGUAAUUCUAGUGCAAACUUCAACCAUCAAAACAACAUGGCCGCAAAUACAAAAAAUACAGCUCAGAAGACAAAUAAUAUACAAGCCCAUAAUAACAAUACAACUAAUAAUACAUCAAUCAAUAAUAUGCAUGCCAAUCUUCAUAACAACAUGAACUCCAAUUCCAUAAUACGACAAUCUCAGCAUCCUCAACAUCAGCAGAAUAUAAUACAACAACAAUUGCAACCGAAUACUAUCAAUCAUACAUCUGCAGCCGUACAGCCACAAAGUACAAUAGGCUCGAUAACUUCGUCCACAACAGCAAAUCCGAAUGUAGUCUCUAUAAUAGGGGCUUCCAACCCUAAUUUAACAAUGGUUAACCAUUCUCAGCAACUACAUUUGAAUGGUAAUUUAGUUGAUGCUGUUUCGACAAAUGAUGUGUUUUUAAGAACCAAUAAUUCUCCAUCAAGGCACAACGCAAGCAAUAAACUAACCAACAGUAACAAUAACAGCGGCAUCAAUAUGAAUAAUAAUAACAAUAAUAAUAAUAAUAAUAAUAAUAAUAAUAAUAGUAAUGAUAAUAAUAACUCACACAAUAACAAUAAUAGUAAUGUUAACAUGAAUAAUAAAAACGUUAUGGUGAAUCGUCCACAUACUUUUAACAAUUAUUCUUUAAAUAAAACGUCGAGGAAUCCCCUUCCACAUCAAUCUAGGAAAAUUGAUCCUCAUCAGACUGAUUUAUCUCCCUUAGUGCUUGUGCAAGAUAUUGAUUUGAGUUUUAUGGAUGAUGAUAUUUUAGGCCCUAGCAAUCAUAAUCCUAUGAAUGCCACAGUGAAUCCGACGGCAAAUUCUCAUAAUUACAACACGUUCCAUCCGUCUGUUCACUCGAAAUCUUCUCAGAAUAUGGUUGAUGAUCAAGAUAUUGACGAUAUCGACGAUGAUGACGAUGAUGUAGAUGAUGACGAUGACGAUGACGAUGACGAUGACGAUGAUACAGAGAAUGGUUCUGCUUCCAAUGGAAAAUCGGUUCAUAACAACAAUUAUAAGUUACCUCAGCAGGCAUACAUAGAUGAUCCCGCAAGAAGACUUUAUGUAAUGGAUCAUGAGGAACAAAAACCAUUCAAAUGUCCCGUGAUUGGUUGCGAAAAGACGUAUAAGAAUCAAAAUGGUUUAAAGUAUCACAGAUUGCAUGGUCAUCAAAAUCAAAAAUUACACGAAAAUCCUGACGGUUCCUUUAGUGUUAUAGAUCCGGAUUCGACUGAUUCAUUUGGUGAUGGGAUGGGUUCUGCCAAGGAUAAACCUUACCGUUGUGAAGUCUGUGGUAAGAGAUACAAGAACUUAAACGGUUUGAAAUAUCACAGAGGCCAUUCUACCCAUUAA
This is a messenger RNA of Saccharomyces kudriavzevii IFO 1802, 2127 nucleotides long. It is a transcript of the gene SFP1, whose product is annotated as zinc-coordinating transcription factor SFP1. Gene Ontology annotation, cellular component: nucleus. Bases 1 to 2127 code for a protein of 708 amino acids. The transcript has a single exon. The record is from RefSeq and is a predicted model, not a curated record. Lineage: Eukaryota; Fungi; Ascomycota; Saccharomycetes; Saccharomycetales; Saccharomycetaceae.